GCGGGGCACCGCGCGGAGGAGGCAGCUGAGUGGCCAAGUGCUGGUGACGCAUAUUCAAAUCGCAAUUUCAUGUCGGACCGCUCUGGAGAGGACAUUGGGUCGGACACCUUCAGCAACGACCUGGGCUACAGCAACGUGUGCUUCCCCGUUGACUCGUCGCUUGGCGUAUCCACUGUGGCUGGCAUUGUGGUGCAGAGGGUGCGGCAUGCUCAUCUGCCCGUGGUGCUGGCCGCCCUGGCUCGAGAAGCGUGUCCACGAGAUUGCGAGUCCAUGUACGUGAUCAACCUCGUGGUCUGCCUG
Prorocentrum cordatum is the source of this 300-nucleotide messenger RNA. The record is from the annotation of a GenBank genome assembly. NCBI's taxonomy places the organism in Eukaryota, Dinophyceae, Prorocentrales, Prorocentraceae.